AGAAGGUGAGGCCAACUGAUCUGAUCUCAUGGACCAGAGAAUGGACACGGAGAACAAGAGUCUGAGCAAAGCUCAAAGAAAGAAAAAGGCAGCAGGACCUGAAACCAGCAAACAGUCCUCUAAGAACUGCUCAACAUGUCCUUCAUGGUGUUGUUGUUUUCGACGACAGAAACAUCAUGAACCUGAACGUGUUCAGACACUUCAACCUGGACCAGUACCUGAACCUCAGAGUGAAACUUACACUAAAGCUUCAUUAAAUCAGAGACUUCCCGAGGACAUGAAGAAAACCUGGCAGGAGAUUUGUCCCAAAGGGGACAAGGAUGCUGAAAUUAAGGAAUGGUUGAAGAACGGUCUGGAAGAUCUGGAGAACAAAGAGUUUAAGCACUUCCACUGGUACCUUCGUACUCCAUACAAGUCCGAGGUUGAUUUCAAACCAAUCAAAAAGACCCGUCUGGAACAUGCAAACAGAUUGGACACAGUAGAUCUGAUGUUUCAGAUGUACACCACAGACACCAGGAAGGUGGCAGACGAUAUUUUCAAGAAGAUAAUUCCACAUGAAGGACAUGAUUUAAAAGUUUGGUUUCUGGACAAAUUGGAAAACCCGGACAAGAAGCAGCUGAAGUUAUUCCAGUGGUACCUUCACACUGCAGACGAGUCCAAGGAUGGCUUCACACCCAUCAAAGAGUCCAAGCUGGAUGGUGCAGACAGUCUGGACACAGCAGAUGUUAUGAUUAAGACAUACACCUCAAACACCAGGGAGGUCACGAAGAAGAUCCUAAAGAAGAUUGAAAGCAAUAAAGACAAAGUUAUACCUGAAACUGAGCAGCAGAUUAAUUCAUCUUCUCCAAGUGAAGAGAAAGAACUCAACAUGAAGCUCAGUGACUUUGUGAAGAAGGUACCAAAAGAAACCUUAACACAACUCACAGAGGAUCUCAUGAGUGCAAACAUCUUGGAGUCAUCGGACAAGGAGAAAAUCUUUCAAAACCGCACCAGAGUAAACAUGGCCACCUGCUUAGUUGACAAAGUGGAGAAAAAUGGAACCUCCAAAAAGCUGAUUGAUCAUCUUCAAACCAAAUAUCCACAACUGUUGUCUGAUGUACAGUCACCUUCUAACCCAGGUCAAGAGUCUAGUAAACAUGUAAGCAACAGCUACUUCAAGGACUGGGAUGAAGGACAAGAGGCUGAAUGGUUGAAGGACCGUUUGGAUGAUCUGGACAACAAAGAGUUUAAGUACUUCCACUGGUACCUUCGUUCUCCAGACAAGUCCGAGGUUAAUUUCAAACCAAUCAAAAAGAGGCGUCUGGAACAUGCAGACAGAUUGGACACAGUAGAUCUGAUGUUUCAGAUGUACACCACAGACACCAGGAAGGUGGCAGACAAGAUUUUCAAGAAGAUAAUUCCACAUGAAGGACAUGAUUUAAAAGUUUGGCUAAUGGACAAAUUGGAAAACCCGGACAAGAAGCAGCUGAAGUUAUUCCAGUGGUACCUUCAAACUGCAGACGAGUCCAAGGAUGGCUUCACACCCAUCAAAAAAUACAAGCUGGAGGGUGCAGACAGUCUGGACACAGCAGAUGUUAUGAUUAAGACAUACAUUGCAAACACCAGGGAGGUAACGAAGAAGAUCCUGAAGAAGAUUGAAAGCAAUAAAGAUAAAGUUAUACCUGAAAUCGAGGAGCAGAUUAAUUCAUCUUCUCCAAGUGAAGAGAAAGAACUCAACAUGAAGCUCAGUGACUUUGUGAAGAAGGUACCAAAAGAAACCUUGACACAACUCACAGAGGAUCUCAUGAGUGCAAACAUCUUGGAGUCAUCGGACAAGGAGAAAAUCUUUCAAUACCACACCAGAGUAAACAUGGCCACCUGCUUAGUUGACAUAGUGAAGAAAAAGGAAAAUGGAACCUCCAAAACGUUGAUUCAUCAUCUUCAAACCAAAUAUCCACAACUGUUGUCUGAUGUGCAGUCACCUUCUAACCCAGGUCAAGAGUCUAGUAAACGUCGCUUCUCUAGCAACACAAAAAAACCUGCAUCCAGCGAGCUGCCUUGUUUGGACUGCUUACCAUGCCUUACAUGGUGUUUGGAUUUUCUAAACCAUCACAAACCUGAAGAUGUUAUGAGACAUCAACCUAGACGAGAACCUGGACUUCAGAGAGAAAAUGACAUUAGGGUGUCAUUAUUUGAAGGAAGAAUCAUCGAGGAAAGGGAGGAACACAGGUGUCAGACUUGGGACAAUGAUGAUGACAAGCGAUGGCUGACGGAGCAUCUGGAAGAACUAGACGACAGAGACCUGAAGUACGUCCAGCACUACCUUCACACUGCAGACGAGUCUAAGGUCGGCUUCAAACCCAUCAAAAGGCUGCAGGGUGCAGACAGACUGGACACAGCAGACCUGAUGACUGAGACAUACACAACAAACACCAGGGAGGUCACAAAGAAGAUUCUGGGGAAGAUUAAGAGCAAUAAAGAGAAAGAGUUCAGCAGGAUGCUUCUGGAUUUUGUGAGGAAGGUACCAAAAGAAACCUUGACACAACUCACAGAGGAUCUCAUGACAGCAAAUAUCUUGAAGUCAUCGGAGAAGGAGGCAAUCCUUCAAAACCACACCAGAGUAAACAUGGCCACCUGCUUAGUUGACACUGUAGUGGAAAAGGAAACCAAUGCCUCCAAAGAGAUGAUUCAUCAUCUUCAAACCAUCAAUCCACAACUGUGGUCUGAGCUACAGUCACCUUCUAUUGCAGGUCAAGAGUCUGGUGAAGAUCUCUUUGAUAAGGAAACACCCUUCAGGGACAUGAAGGAAAUCUGGCAGCCGGAAUCUCCUGAAAACAACAGUGAUGCUGUGUUUAAAGUUUGGCUUCUAGAUAUUUUGGAAGACCUGGACAAGAAGAAGCUGAAUUUAUUCCAGUGGUACCUUCAAACUGCAGACGAGUCCAAGGAUGGCUUCAAACCCAUCACAAAAUCCAAGCUGGACGGUGCAGACAGACUGGAAACGGUUGAUCUGAUGAUUAAGACAUACACCCCAAACACCAGGGAGGUCACAAAGAAGAUCCUGAAGAAGAUUGAAAGCAAUAAAGAGAAAGAGCUCAACAUGAUGCUCAGUGACUUUGUGAAGAAGGUACCAAAAGAAACCUUGACACAACUCACAGAGGAUCUCAUGAGAGCAAACAUCUUGAAGUCAUCGGAGAAGGAGGCAAUCCUUCAAAACCACACCAGAGUAAACAUGGCCACCUGCUUAGUUGACACUGUAGUGGAAAAGGAAACCAAUGCCUCCAAAGAGAUGAUUCAUCAUCUUCAAACCAUCAAUCCACAACUGUGGUCUGAGCUACAGUCACCUUCUAUUCCAGGUCAAGAGUCUGGUGAAGAUCUCUUUGAUAAGGAAACGGAUAAGACUGAGAAACCCCAAGUAGAGGAGCAGCAGGAAGGCCAGCAGGACUCAGAUAUUGUUAGUCGGUGUCAAAGUGACCUUAAAGAGUCUCUAAAGAAGAUGUUCCGAUAUCUGCAUGAAGACAAUGUUGAAGCUCAAAAUCAAACCUUUCAGAAUCAGAUCUCCACAGAGCUCUACAUCACAGAGGGAUGUAAAGUAGUCAAUGAUAAAAAUGUAGUCAAAGUAAGUAAAUGGAGACAGAUUCGAACAGCAUCCAGGAAACAUGGGUCAACAAUCACACAAGAAAAAAUGUUCAAACUCCCUCCUGGAAGAAAGGAACCAAUCAGAACAGUGAUGACAACAGGUGUGGCUGGAAUGGGGAAAACAGUCUUAACACAUAAGUUUAUUCUGGAUUGGGCUGAAGACAAAACCAACCAGGACAUUCACUUCAUAUUUCCAUUCACUUUCAGAGAGCUGAAUGCCUUGAAAGAGAAAACAUUAAGCUUGAUGGAACUCGUCAAUCUCUUCUUUUCUAAAAACAAAGAAAUGUGUAGCUUUGAACACUUAAAGGUUUUGUUCAUCUUUGAUGGUUUGGAUGAGAAUCGACUUACUCUGGACUUCCGCUACACUCAAAUCCUGACUGAUGCUACAGAGUCCACUUCAGUGGAUGUUCUGCUGAUAAACCUCAUCAGGGGGAAACUGCUUCCCUCUGCUCUCAUCUGGAUAACCACACAACCUGCAGCAGCCAAUCAGAUCCCAGAUGAGUUCAUUGACAUGGCGACAGAGGUCAGAGGGUUCACUGACACACAGAAGGAGCAGUACUUCAGGAAGAGAUUCAGAGAUGUGCAGCAGGCCAGCAGGAUCAUCUCCCACAUGAAGACAUCGCGAAACCUGGACAGCAUGUGUAACAUCCCAGAGGUCUGCCGGAUUGCUGCAGAUGUUCUGGAGAAUGAACUAAAGUUCAAAGAGGGAGCAGAGUUGCCAAAAACUUUAACUGAGCUGUACAUUAAGUACCUGGUGAUUCAGAAGAACAACAACAAGGAAAAAUACAGUGGUGGAGCUGGAAAUACAUACAUCCAAGAGAUGGUGGAGUCUCUGGGACGACUGGCUUUGGAGCAACUGCUUAAAGAAAAAUUUAUCUUCAACAAAUCAGACCUCAAACUGUAUGACCUUGACAUCAAAGAUGCCUUGUCCUCAGGAGUGUUCACUGAGAACAUUAAAGAGGAGAGAGGAUUAGGCAAAACUUCAGUCUACUCCUUUGUUCAUCUAAGCAUCCAGGAGUUUCUGGCUGCAGUCUACAUGGCUCACUGUUUCGCCAUUAGGAACACAGAGGUGAUAGAGAGCUUCCUAAGAGAAAACCAUAAUUACUCAUCUUUGGAUGAGUUCCUGAAGAAAGUCAUGGAGAAAUCCCUCAGGAGUAAAACCGGCCAACUAGACCAGUUUGUUCGCUUCCUUCAUGGCCUCUCUGUGGAAUCAAACCAGAGACUCUUAGGAGACCUGCUGAGGAAGACAGAGAACAGCCCUGAAACCAUUCAGAGAAUCAUCAGCAAUUUGAAGGAGAUGAACACUGAUGAUGUCUCUCCAGAGAGAAGCAUCAACAUCUUCCAGUGUCUGACAGAGAUGAAUGACCUGUCAUUUUUUCAGGAGAUCCAACAGCUCUUGCAAUCAGGGAAGAAGCUCUCACAGAGCCAGUGCUCAGCUCUGGCCUUCAUGCUGCAGAUGUCAGCGGAGGUCGUUGAUGAGUUGGACCUGGAGAAGUACAACACAUCAGAGGCGGGAAAACUGAGACUGGUUCCAGCUGUGAAGAACUGCAUAAAGGCUCGACUUGGUGGCUCUGAUCUCUCAGAGACUGAAUGUAAAGUUGUGGCCUCAGCUCUGAAGUCCACCCCCUCCCAUCUGAUGGAUCUGGAAGUAAGUAGGAUCAUUGAACUGAAAGACUCUGGAAUGAAGCAUCUGUGUGAGAUCCUGGAGAGUUCAGCCACUAAAGUGACGAUUCUGAGAUUGAAGUGGUGCAGGCUGUCAGAGAUCAGCUGUGCUUCUCUGGCCUCAGCUCUGAAGUCCAACCCCUCCCAUCUGACAGAACUGGAGCUGAGCAAGAACUACGACCUAAAAGACGCUGGAGUGAAGGAGCUCUGUGGUUUUCUGCAGACUCCUUUCUGUAAAAUACAAAAACUGACAUUGAAGGAGUGCAGGUUGUCAGAGAUCAGCUGUGCUUCUCUGGUCUCAGCUCUGCAGUCCAACCCCUCCCACCUGACAGAACUGGACCUGAGUGAGAACAAAAACCUGAAAGAUGCUGGAGUGAAGGAGCUCUGUGGUUUUCUACAGACUCCUUUCUGCAAAAUACAGAUAUUGAGACUGAACGGAUGCAGGUUGUCAGAGGUCAGCUGUGCUUCUCUGGUCUCGGCUCUGAAGUCCAACCCCUCCCAUAUGACAGAACUGGACCUGAGCUACAACAACCUGAAUCAGUCAGAUGUUCAGCAGCUGAAGGAUCUUGUAAAGAUUCUGAGGUGGGAACCAUCUUUGUUAAGGGAGAGAAGAUCAACUGUUUCCUGAUGAUGAAGCUGCAGCAGUUUAAGUUUAAAGAGUGUCACACUAACUGUGACCUGUCAGAUGUCCCACUUCAUUAAAAUAAUUAACAGUAGGAUAAUAUUUUAGUGCAAUUGAGGAGGUACUCAACUGUUAUGUUGUAUAUAAAACCUGAGUAAAAAUUAACAGGAGAUUGUAAAAUCACAUAAGGGAAACGUCAGGUGCCUCAGAUCUGUGAGUCUCCACAGCAAUCAGGAAUUGAGAAAGUUGUGGUUUCUGGACUGCUAAAGGCAGAGGACAGCACCUUUGAGAAAAAAUAUAUAUAUGUGUAUGUUUGUGUUUUAAGAAAAAACAUUCCUGUCAUGUUUUAAAAUUAAGUGCUAUUCUUACUGGAUAAUCAGAACAGUUCAUUCUGCCAGAGAAAGCAAUUAUUUUAAGAGUUAUUAAGAUUCUCCCUUUCUUAAAGGUGAUUAGUGUAUCAUGAGGAUUCAGAGAGAUUCGACAUUAGGAUGAUGUGACCCCAGAUCGGGGGCAGGUGUUACGAAUAAGGCCAGAUUUGACAAUUAGAUGGUUUUACUUUGACUUUGGUAUUUUAUGAUUUUUGUUGGCAUGAAGUAAUUAAUCUAGAACUUAUGAUUUAUUCUAUGCUGAAGAUUCAAGCUUAACAAGGAGGGUUAAAGUUGAAAGAAACAAAAAUCUGCAUAUUAUUUGUUAUCCCAAGUUAUUUGCAGUGAUGAAACAUGUUAAAUUGAAAAGGAAUAGUUGUCUCGUCUCCAUGCCUUUUAAGAAAACGGUUAGUUUUCAGAACCAGUCCAUGACGAGGUUUUACAAGUCAAACUCUAAAAUUGACAAUGCAAAGAAACACUUAAAAAAGGAAUAUGGCAUCAGUUCAAGCAAUGAGGUUAUGCUAUGCUGUUUCAACCUUGAUUUAAUCUUUUUCUUUCUGAAUCUAAUCAUGUAAUCAUGGAAAACCUGUGAUUUUGGUAAGUUGAUCAAAGCUGCCUGGGCUGUAGGGGAGACUGUGGUCAUUUUUCAUUUUUAGGAUCACUACAAAAAGGCAAUCUUAGUCUAAUUGCCAAAAUGUAUAUCUGCAUGUAUUUUUGGGAUGUUGUGCUUCUCUUUAAGCAAUCAGAAUGAAUGUAAACAUACUUUAUUCAUAAAAUAACAUCUUCAAUAAUAGUUAUCUCUUGGUUCAACAUAGCCCGUGUAUCCCCAGCCCUAUCCCUCCCACCCCCAACAGAAUGUUUCACUAGGGACCAUAAUGUUUACUUUGGGAAGUAAACAUUAUUUCAUAAUUAUAAUUAUAGUUCCUUUCUUAAUAUGUUUGCAAAGUUGAGACUCCGUGGCAUCUAAAGAAAAUAAUUUUAGCCUCCUUUUCAGAAGUGCAUUUUCUUUUUCAUCUGUGUAUCUCUUCAAUGUCAUUCUGACUAUUUUUGUAUGCAUUGCUCCUGAUCCAAUAGACUUCCCCUCACUAACUUCACUGGUGGCUCCCCUACUUGUUUUGUGCUAAUAUACUCGAGGCAUGAUGUCCACUGUAUAAUUAUGAAAAUGCAGAAUCUUUAUUUAAUAUAUUGAAGACACAUAGACAGCAGCUAAAAUAUGUGCAUUAAGUGUAUUUUGGUCAAUUGGCUCAACCUACCCAAAGCUAUGAAUUUGACUUUACCUUAGUCUACUGACCAUUUGAAAUUGUAAGAAGUCAAUAAAUGAUUUUUAUAACUCGGGAAUUGAAUGUUACAAAUAUCAAUCAUAAACAAUGUUGAGCAAUGAUAUCAAUAAUUGAAAGUAAUGUGAGGUAAAAGGUAAAUCGCUGAUUUAAUUAAUGUUAUGAUUAAAUGUGUAUAAAAUAUAUUAAUCUGUUGUAAGGGACAGGAAAUGACCCAGAUGUGGCAUGAAUGAAAAAGAUAUGUUUACUGGGACAAAGAGACAUGAAGAAAUGGUACACAAGGUGAGACAUGACGUGAGUUUAAAGAGGAAGCUCAUUGGAUGACAGGGACCAUGCACCUGCAAGCAACGGGAAGGUCACAAGAUUUUGCAAAGAUGUUCAGACUAGCUCUAGUGUGAUCAAAAGAUGGGCAAAUAGACAAAGGGUUACAGAACUACAAAAGAGGGACUCCAGACAGGGUGUAAUGGGGAAGCCAGUUAUGCUUCCAGACAGCAGAGACACAAUCCAGGUUCAGAGAUGCUCAUGACACAGGAAACAUGUCCUAAUAAGGACACAGAAUGAGUUAAGAUUCCAGAAGAUCACGUUCACACAGAAUCAUGUUAGGCUUAGAGGGCAUAUAAGAGCUCUCCUUGGAAACAUCCAGUGUUGUGUCGUGGGGACAGUCUUCAUGUUCACAUCAGGAGGUGAGCUGGUGAAGAACUAACCACCAAGGUUUGAGAAUCUAAAUCAGACUGAGUAAGUGCAUCUCUGAUGAGGCCAACCCACUAGCCAAGGGUUGAAGCUUAAAAAUCUAGAAUUACUCUCAAGUCUGCUGCUUCAUGCUGGGUUUGUUCUUUUUGUUGCAUACACAAUUGUUCAUAGGUUCUGUCAAGAACAAGCUCAAUGAGUUUUAAUUGGAUUAUUGGGGCUACAUCUACCCACAUUGGAGAAAAUUGGAUUAUACCAUGUUUUACACACAAAAAACAAAUGAAUCAACUUAGGUAUUUCCCUGAGGUAUAAGCCUCUCUCUGUCCUUGUAAAUUUAUUACAUCCAAAAAGUUCACUCUGCCACAGUUUUAGGGCAAAAUAAUUAAACAGAGUUCAACUGUUUUUGCUACUUGUUUUCUUUUUCUGAUUUGUUAAAGUUCCACUGUGUUCUGUACUUGUUGGCUUUGCA
Molecule: messenger RNA, 8697 nt
Organism: Poecilia reticulata (guppy)
Lineage: Eukaryota; Metazoa; Chordata; Actinopteri; Cyprinodontiformes; Poeciliidae
Source: RefSeq, a predicted model, not a curated record